Messenger RNA from Aplysia californica (California sea hare), 2174 nucleotides. RefSeq lists its product as uncharacterized. NCBI's taxonomy places the organism in Eukaryota, Metazoa, Mollusca, Gastropoda, Aplysiida, Aplysiidae. The record is from RefSeq and is a predicted model, not a curated record.
CGUAAUACGGCAGGCAUUCUGUCGCAGGUUUCCCCGCUACAAGCGACUGGUUACCUGUCACGCAGCAAGUGGUAUGACAAGAGGCCCAAUAGACGACUUGGAACCUGUCUCUCAGCGGGCUCGGAGACUCAGAGAUCUGGCUGAUGUUUGCCCGGUGUUAGGAGGAACUGCUCACAACAACUUCAGACGAUAAACAACUCUGUGAAGGGAUAACUCUUGAAGUCACGCAAACAUCGACUUCCAAUAAUUCUCAAGUGUGUUUGACAGUAUACCCUCACGCAAGACAAUGCUAGGAAAACGUAGUUUGAAAAACUGUAGCCUUCAACUGACAUGUUUUAUUCUCAUACUGUUGAACGUGUACCUCGUGCUAUUUUCAAAGCAAUCCCAGUGUCCAAAUGUUGUUGAAAGAUUGCGCAGAAACGUGGUCAAGGCACAAAAAACUGGAGACAACAACGAAACAACAAAAACCCAUAGCAGCCUCACGAUGAAUACCAGUAGCCAGCCAGAGGAUAUAUCAGAAAUGACGCCAUCUCAGCACCCUGGGCCUUUCCAUCAAAUCGGGGAUUCGGAUAUAUGGAUCUAUUCAGCCUUUUACGAGCCUGUCAAACAGGGAGUAGACGCUCCGAUGAUUCGAGCCCUGGGGGUGGCGAUGAGAAACCUCUCGGGCCUUGCUCUCAGUUGUCACGUGACCUAUGAAGACCGAUCAGUAACAACUGUUUCCGGGAGGCUGCGAGCUGCACUUGACCACCAUCAUAAAUCGUACGAGAGAACCUUCACGGUUUGCUACAGUGUCAUUUAUGGGAACUACGACCGCUACUCCAUGCUACUUCAGUCCAUAACCUACAAUCGCAUGAUGGGAGCAGAACAUUUCUUUCUCUACAACCAGACCAUGGGGCCCAGGGCGGACGCAGUCGUCAGGCACUUCCAGGACUUGGGGAUAAUGACAGUUCUCAGCAUGCCGGAAUUCCCAGCCAAUGAAGCUUGGUAUCACAGUCAAAUAAUGGCAAUAAACGACUGUAUCUAUCGGAACCGAAACAUUUCGCAGUUUGUCGCGGUAGUCGAUCCCGACGAAUUUAUCAUGCCCGUUCAACAUCACUCGUGGGGAGAAGUGCUUAAAGCAGUAACCGACAGAGAGAUCAAGGAAAAGCGAGGCGAGAAUGUCGGUGUGUUUGCUUUCGAGCACUCGAUGUUUUGCAACAAUAGACUAAACAACACAGAAUGGGCGACGUUCAAGAAAAACUUUCAACUCAGCGAUGAAGAAGGAAAAUUCAUAGAGAGAAACGAUAUAACUACCUUGCUUGAAUUGCGUCGGAGUAAUCUGGUGCGCUUUCCCGUGAGAUCUAAGUGUAUAUAUCGGCCUGAGGUUACUAGACAGCCAGGGAUACAUUAUGUCAGGAGCCUGUGGUCAGGUUAUCGUAAUGUUGUGGUCAACAGCAGUUUGGGAAUCAUUGGUCACUAUAAAAACAGAAAAGGGGACUGUUUUCUUGACCAUAAAAUAAUCUGGUUUUACAAAAAAUACUUAAAAGCGCUGAAGUCAUCCUAUGCUAACGUUCAGGCAUAUCUUUUAAACAGGAGCAUUUCCACAACCAAUUUUCAAAUAUACUCAAACCCAGAGGCAAAACAACGACCAAUAACUAAAGCAUGAAUGAAGCACGCGACUCUCAACUAGAGGUUGUCUUGUGCAAAUGAAAUUUUAAUUCGUCCAAUUUACACAGACAGGAGAGUGUCAAUAUGUGGGUGUUUUUGUGUAGUUUUAGCCUCACUCUGUUAUUUCUGUGACCUUGACCUUGAGACAGAAAGUCGGGACCGUGUGUGACCUCCUUUGGCUGCAAAAACUGCUCUUCGUCUUCAAUCCACAGAGUACACGACAGCGUCAUUUGCCGACCUGAGAUCUGUACCCACAUCUAGCCGGUGGCUGAAGCCGAUUUAGAAGCCGUCCGUGGUCGUAGUUGCAGCUGGUUGAGCUGCCUCGGGAUAGCGUCCCAAACGUGCUCGGUGGAGUUUGCGUCGGAUGAACGAGCCGGAUAUGGCAAACGACUGAUGUUGAUCUGCUCCAGGAACUGCUGUGUUACACAGGCAGUAUGAAGUCUCGCCUUGUCUUGCUACACUGGCUGUAUGAAGUCUCGCCUUGUCUUGUUGGAAAAAUGUGGAUACCUCUAAAAAAAAAAAAAAAA